Molecule: messenger RNA, 1741 nt
Organism: Medioppia subpectinata
Lineage: Eukaryota; Metazoa; Arthropoda; Arachnida; Sarcoptiformes; Oppiidae
Source: the annotation of a GenBank genome assembly
AAUGGCCGAAAAUGUGUUACGAAUUGUAAAUAUUGAGUGAUUUGUGACGAAAAUAGUGUUGUUUUCAGUGUUUUUGCCUUCAAUUCAAUGUCUGUUUAUUGUUAUUGUUUUUGUCACAACUCUUGGGAUCCGUUUGACAGACACUGAGUGAGUGAUGGCAACCAAUAGUCGCUUUCUGUCCAAUCUGUCCAACUCUGACACCAGUCUAUGGCUGCACAACAAGUUGGGAACCAGUCAUGACUUGUGGUCAGACACGUCGAGUAUAAUCAGUCAACUGAAUGGCGAUGUCUUGCGAAACAUCAGAGACUGUUUCGUUGACUUACAAUCUCAGGUCAAACUCAAACUCUUGUUGUCAUUCCUCCACAUCUCCCGACGUAAUGUCGAACAGUGGAGAACAGAAUUGGAGGAAAUACUGGAAGUGGCCGUCGAAGACACCGACCAAUGGGUUUCUAUGUUAGCCGAAUUGCUGAAGAAUUAUCCCAACAACGGAUCCAUUAAUUUUCAAUUAGACACCAAUUCUUCGUCUUUUAACGAUUUAGUCAUUGAAUUGAAAAAAUUAGUACGAAAACAUGGCGACAAAGGUAUCCUUCCUCUGGAGUGUCUGUACCUAAACAAGAGUGCAUUGACUGCAACAGUGGGCCAAUUGGCACAACCCGUCAAACACUUCGCACUCAAACGCAAACCUAAAUCCGCGACUUUAAGGGCAGAACUGCUGCAGAAAUGUAUUGAAUUCAUACCAAACGAUACGUUAAUGACUUUAAUUGCUUUAACGCUGAUUAUCAUUACAGCCAACGACGCGGCCAACGGUCGGCGCAACUCUACCGGUCCAUCGGUUGCCAUCCGAUGUCGCGGUUUGAACAACGAUUCCACACCACUGAAAGGCAUUCCCCGAAAUCUGUACGGUUUGUCCCAAACGCCCGGUUUUAAGACCCCAUCGAAUCCGGCCAACAAAAUGGGCGCAAAUCUCAACAGCAGAUCCCGGCUUAGCGUUGGGGGCGUUAAGAGGGACGGAGGGAUCAAACUGUUGGACAUUACGGAACAGCCGUUGGGAAGGGAUAGUAAGCGGCGGAAGAAAGUGCAGAACGAAGAGAACGACACCAAACACAAGGACGUCGAGAAGAGCGAACCCGAGGCCAUCACUCCCGACUACGCGGCCGGACUCACGUCUACCGUACCUCCGAGUCCGGCGCCGCCGAGUUAUGCCCCGCCGGCCACUCCAGCGCCACAGCCGACGGUCGUUCCCAACGAGAACUACUCUCAAAUGCCGCCGCAGAUGCCGUCGUCGGCUCAACCGCCCGCCCAAAGCGCACCACCAGUUCAGCAACGCUUUGCCGUUAACGACACUUACGUCAAUCAAACCACUGAUGCGAACAUCGGUGCCAUCAAAACGAUUGUCAAACCGAUUAUUAAUAAAACAGUCACUACUGUUAACACACCGCUGCCACCCAUGGUAUCGACGCCUCAAUUAGUACAACAGCUUCAGACAAAUCCGAUACCAAUACAAGUGAUAGCACAGCCUCAGAGCCAACUCCAGGCCCAACUCCAAGUUCAACCUCUGGUGCAGCCGAUGCAAGCAAUGGCACCGCAACAACAGUUACUACAGCAACCACUACCCCAACCUCAACAGCAAGCACUGGGAGCAGUGGUGGCGCCGCCACCGCAGCAGCCAUUGGUGAGAAGACAGUUGCAGUUAUCGCGUGAGCAGAUGGUGGCCGCGCAGGAGAUGUUCACCAAUUCAAAC